This is a messenger RNA of Limanda limanda (common dab), 1713 nucleotides long. RefSeq names its product glypican-6-like. The record is from RefSeq and is a predicted model, not a curated record. The transcript has 10 exons. Gene Ontology annotation, cellular component: extracellular region; plasma membrane; cell surface. NCBI's taxonomy places the organism in Eukaryota, Metazoa, Chordata, Actinopteri, Pleuronectiformes, Pleuronectidae. Gene Ontology annotation, biological process: regulation of signal transduction; regulation of protein localization to membrane; cell migration. The coding region runs from base 1 to 1713 and encodes 570 amino acids.
AUGUGUGCGAUGUGGAAACUGCAAGUCGCCUUAUGUACUGUUCCGAUGCUGCUGCUGUCCCUGUCGUGUGCCGGCGAGAGCAAAGCGCGGAGCUGUAGCGAGGUGAGACAAGCUUACAACGCCAAAGGCUUCAGCCUCGUCAAUGUGCCUCAUCAGGAGAUAUCAGGUGAGCACCUGCGUGUCUGUACUCAGGGAUACACCUGCUGCACGACCGAGAUGGAGGACAAACUCAACCAGCAGAGCAAAAAGGAGUUCGAGAACUUGGUGGAAGAGAGCAGCCACAAAAUAAGGACGAUGUUUGUCUCCAGGCAUAAAAAGUUUGACGAGUUUUUCUUAGAGCUACUGGACAACUCGGAGAAGUCCCUCCACAGUAUGUUCAAGCGGACGUACGGGAAGCUGUACAUGCAGAACUCCGACGUGUUCCAGGACCUGUUCACCGAGCUGAAGCGCUACUACACGGGAGGUAACGUCAACCUGGAGGAGAUGCUGAACGACUUCUGGGCCCGGCUGCUGGAGCGCAUGUUCCAGCUGCUCAACUCCCAGUACCACUUCACAGACGACUACCUGGAGUGCGUCAGCAAGUACACAGAUCAGCUGAAGCCCUUUGGGGAUGUGCCCAGGAAGCUCAAGGCCCAGGUCACCAGGGCCUUCAUCGCUGCACGGACGUUCGUGCAGGGCCUCAUGGUCGGCCGGGAAGUCGCCAACAGGGUCGCCAAGGUGAAUGUCGCUGCUGCAUGUGUCAAAGCCUUGACCAAGAUGCUGUACUGUCCCUACUGCCGCGGCUUGCCCGGGCUGAAACCCUGUCACAACUACUGUCACAACGUUAUGAGGGGCUGUCUGGCCAACCAGGCCGACCUCGAUCCUGAAUGGAACGUCUUUAUCGAUGCUAUGUUACUGGUGGCAGACAGACUGGACGGACCCUUCAACAUCGAAGGAGCCAUUGAGCCAAUCGACAUCAAGAUCUCUGACGCUAUCAUGAACAUGCAAGACAACAGCAUGCAGGUGUCCGCCAAGGUUUUUCAAGGGUGUGGCCAACCAAAGCUAUCGGGAAUGGGCCGGUCUGCACGCGGCAUCUCAGAUGUGUUCAACGCUCGUUUCAGACCCUACACCCCCGAAGAGAGGCCGACCACAGCAGCUGGAACAAGCCUGGAUAGACUGAGGGUUGUCUGGAAGAGAAUGCAACACAAUGUGACUGACAUCAAAGAGAGGCUGAAGGAGUCCAGGAGGUUCUGGUCCAACCUGCCUGAUGACAUCUGCGCCAAGGGCAAACUCACGGAAUCGGACGACGAGCAGUGCUGGAACAGCCACACGAAGGGCAGAUAUUUCCCUGAGGUGGUGAAGGAGGGUCUAACCAACCAAGUGAACAACCCCGAGGUGGACGUGGAUAUCACCAGGCCCGACACACUCAUUCGACAGCAGAUCAUGGCUCUGCGGGUCAUGACCAACAAGCUAAAGAACGCAUAUAAUGGAAAUGACAUCUUCUUCCAGGACUCCAGUGACGAGGGCAGCAGCUCCGGCAGCGGCAGCGGCUGCUCCGACGGCUGCACAACAGAGUUUGUAUUUGUCGGAACAGAGGCUCCUGUGAUCGGCGCCGACAGGAGCGACGAGCGGGCGGCAGCAGCAGCCGCGGCCAAGUCGCUCUGCUGCGGACCCUCCGUGCUCCUGAUGAUGGCCGCCCUCACACUUUGGGCGCUGCAGACUCAAUGGAGAUAA